Molecule: messenger RNA, 6462 nt
Organism: Nycticebus coucang (slow loris)
Lineage: Eukaryota; Metazoa; Chordata; Mammalia; Primates; Lorisidae
Gene: MLH3
Product: mutL homolog 3
Exons: 13
Coding region: 1117-5496 (1459 amino acids)
Biological process (GO): mismatch repair
Cellular component (GO): mismatch repair complex
Molecular function (GO): mismatched DNA binding; ATP-dependent DNA damage sensor activity; ATP hydrolysis activity
Source: RefSeq, a predicted model, not a curated record
CCGGCGGGCUGGCGCCCUGCCCCGGGGAGCGCGGCCAGCUCGGCAGCCCUGCUUUUCCCAGCCCCGGACCCGGCGAUUGGUCCCGGUGUCCCAGGCACCGUGGUCUUUAAAGGCCUGGGGCGUAAUCAGAAAAUCGUUGUGUAGGGUUUACUUUAAUCGGAUUGUUUAUUAAUCGUUUACCCCUCCUUGCUGCUGCCUGCGAAGUUCAUUAUCUUAGAAAUCAACGCAAGAUCUGCAGUGUUGAUUAGCCCUGAUUUUCCCGGGUUUGGAAAAAACUGGCCCUACCACCAGCGAGAAGUCCAGCCCACGUGGAAGGAAACUGUCCUUUAAUGACACUAGAAUAUUAUUAUUACUAUUAUCAUUAUUAUUAAUAUAUUUGCUUGCAAGAAAACUUAAAACGAAUUUCAGACAGCUCCAUACCAUCUUUAUUAUUGUCAAGGCAGUCUGUGUCCAUCUGUCAAGACCGAGAGAGUGUUAAUAAUACAGACCUUCUAAAAACUUGUUGUCAAAGUAGUACAUGAACAAGAUUUAAAAAUCAAAUGGUGAAGAAAGAGUUAUAUGAAAAAGAAUUUUCCUACCUUAUCCUUUCCCAUUCCCAGCCUUUGUCCUCUGAGGCAACUACAUUUCAACAAGAGUAAUAAUAAUCUCUUAAUGUCCAUUUCUCCUUGAUAGAACAAUUUGAUUUUUUAAAAUUUCCUCCUGUUGCUUCACCUUAUUACAGUGUCUUAACACUUCAUUAUAAGUAUUUUUCUAAAAGUCAUGGUUAUUGUGUAACAUAUAAAUGUUAUGAAACUAGCUUGGACAUUUUUGUCAUGAAUAAUUUUUAGCUAAUGUUUUUUAGCUGAAUUUAAUUCAGGCAUCUGUUUUUGGUGAUGUGGUUAGCAUUUCAAGUGCUGUCUUUUAUGGGUCAAUUUCAAGUGUAAUUAUGAUUUCACUUUAGGGCAUGUGGGAUUUAGAAAGGAGCAAUGAAAAUUAUGAAAUUAUGAAUGUGUCCUUUGGAUGUUAAAUCCAUUGCACCAAGCAUGAGCUGUGUGAUCUGCCUAGAGAUCAAAGGCAACUGUUUCCAGUCAGAGAAGGAAACCAGCGCCUGGCAUUCUCACCAGCUUUUCACCUGCCAUGAUUAAGUGCUUGUCAGUUGAAGUACAAGCCAAACUGCGUUCUGGUUUGGCCAUAAACUCCUUAGGCCAAUGUGUUGAGGAACUUGCCCUCAACAGUAUUGAUGCAGAAGCCAAAUGUGUGGCUGUCAGGGUGAAUAUGGAAACCUUCCAAGUUCAAGUGAUAGACAAUGGAUUUGGGAUGGGGAGUGAUGAUGUGGACAAGGUGGGAAAUCGUUAUUUCACUAGUAAAUGCAACUCAGCACAAGACUUGGAGAAUCCCAGGUUUUAUGGUUUCCGAGGGGAGGCCUUGGCAAGUAUAGCUCACAUGGCCAGUGCUGUGGAAAUUUCAUCCAAGAAAAACAGGACAAUGAAAACUUUUGUGAAACUAUUUCAGAAUGGAAAAGCCCUGAAAGCUUGUGAAGCUGAUUUGACUAGACCGAGUGCCGGGACAACAGUAACAGUAUAUAAUCUAUUUUACCAGUUACCUGUAAGGAGGAAAUCCAUGGAUCCCAGACUGGAGUUCGAGAAGGUUAGGCAGAGGAUAGAAGCAGUCUCACUCAUACACCCUUCUAUUUCUUUCUCUUUGAGAAAUGAUGUUUCUGGUUCCAUGGUUCUUCAGCUCCCUAAAGCCAAAGACGUGCGUUCCCGAUUUUGUCAGAUUUAUGGACUGGGGAAGUCCCAAAAGUUAAGAGCAAUAAAUUUUAAAUAUAAGGAGUUUGAGCUUAGUGGCUAUAUCAGCUCUGAAGCACAUUACAAUAAAAACAUACAGUUUUUGUUUGUGAACAAAAGACUAGUUCUAAAGACAAAGUUACAUAAACUCAUUGACUUUCUGUUAAGGAGAGAAAGUAGCAUCUGCAAGCCCAAGAAUGGCUCUGCCAGUAGGCAGAUGAGUUCAAGUCCUCGGCAUCGUUCUGCUCCAGAACUCCAUGGGAUAUAUAUAAUCAAUGUGCAGUGUCAAUUCUGUGAGUAUGAUGUAUGCAUGGACCCUGCAAAAACUUUAAUUGAGUUUCAGAACUGGGAUACUCUUUUGAUUUGCAUUCAGGAAGGAGUGAAAAUGUUUUUAAAGAGAGAAAAAUUAUUUGUGGAAUUAUCGGGUGAGGAUAUUAAGGAAUUUAGUGAACAUAAUGAGUUUAGUUUAUUUGGUGCUACUGUUCAGAAGCAAGUGUCCUCUGAUGACAAACAUGACCAGGGCAGUUUCCAGGAAGCAUGUAAUAAUAUUUUGGAUUCCUAUGAGAUGUUCAAUUUGCAAUCAAAAGCUGUGAAAAGGAAAGCUACUAUGGAAAACACAAACACACAGAAUUCUAGGGAUUCAGAAGCUCUCAGGAAAAAUACAAGUGAUUCACUAUUAAACAUUUACGAAUCAGAUGGCCUAGGCCAUAGUAUAAGGACAGAGUCAUCUGUACAAAACAAAGAUAGCUUUUGCUCAGAAUUGAGGAUGUUACAACAACAGACAAUGGAAACAACAGAAUCAGGAGAAUAUAAGAAUAUACCUUGUUUGGAGCAUCACUCUUUAGAAAAGCCAUGUGGGACCAGUUCAGAAAUGUUUUUAAGGCCUUUUCAGACACUUCAUCACUUUGAGGAGAGUGGGAUGAAUCGAGAAGUACAGAAAGUACCUAGUGCUGCCCACAUCUUUAAUAGGAUUCAGAAUCAACUAGAGCGAUUUAAAGAUGCCACUGAAAUGGGAAGCCAUCCUUUGCCUUUUGAGACAACAUUAUUCAGAGUACAUAGUGCUCAGAAAGAAAAAAGAAAAAAAGAACCUAGUAGUUGUGGAAGAAUAAAUGUUUUUAGUUAUGGACAAGUUAAAUUAUGUUCUACUGGCUUUAUAACUCAUGUGGUACAAAAUGAGCGACCUGAAUCAACUGAAACAGGACAUUCAUUUAAAAAUUAUCAAGGUCCUCAAGUUGGACCUGGUCCCACAAGUGCCCAAGAAACAUUUGGAAAUAGAACACAUCAUUCAUUUGAAACCCCAGACAUCAAAGAUUUAGUCAGCACUUUAAAUAAAGAUUCUGCUCAAAUGCCCAACAAAAAAUUUUGCAGAACAAAUAUAAGUUAUGGACUAGGGAAUAGAACUAUAACAACUUCUAAAAAUUUUCCUGUUUUUCAGGAAAGUAGUAAAAAAUCACAUGCAGGUUGCUCAUUACCUGAUACAUCCUCUGUUUUCCCUUGGUGUAGACAUAUUUCGAAUGGUAGUAAGAAAACAGAUAAAAUGAUCAGUUCCUCCAAACCCAUAGUGCAUAAAAAGCUAAGCUUGAGUUCACAACUGGGAUCUUUAGAAAAGUUUAAGAGGCAAUAUGGGAAGGUUAAAAAUCCCCAAGAUACAGAGGGGAAUAAUAUUGACGUAGAGGAAAAUGAUAUUGAAGUCACUACCAAUCUCAGUCCUCAAGUUGAACCUGACAUUCCACUGAAUGAUAAGAGCUGCUUGGACAACUCUGAUAUUUAUAAAAUCACUUCUGUAAAGCAUGAUGAUCCAAAUAGUAAUUGUCAACCAGUAGGUCACACGCUUUACUCAGAGAAGCUUCCAUUUUCCAAGGAUGAAGAUUGUUUGGAAAAACAGAUGCUGUAUUUGAGAGAAAGUCCUAUAACAAUACAGGAGUUAUCUCACUUUAAUAGAAAACCGUUGGCUCUUGUGGAGUCACCUGAAUCACUAGCCUCUAAAUUAUCUAGACUGAAGGGUUCUGAAAAAGAGACUGAAACAGUGGAGGUGAUGAAUUUUAAUGAACUUCCAGAUUCAGAUUCCAGUAGGAAAAGCGUGUGCAUUGAGUUAACCCAAGAUUUUUGUAACUUACUUGAAGAUGAGCAUAAAAAAACAGAGAAUAGUAUCAUCCCAAUGUCAGGUUCUGUCACACAGGAUAAUUCCUUUAAAAAAGACAGUAAAACAUAUUCUAACAACAAUACAACAGAGAACUCUGUGAGUCCAGAAACUCCUUCAGUAUUACCCUAUACUAAUUCUAAAGUUACCAGUGAAGAUUCAGAUGUUCUUCUCAGAGCUUCAGAACAACAGACAGGAAGUCCUGACUCUCCCAGUAGAAUGUUUAUGGGUCAGGUAGAAGAUUCCACAGGCACCCAAAAUGGAAUUUGCCUUCCAACCAAGGAAUCUAAAGCAAAAGCUUGUCCUGAAAAUGAAGAGUCAAAUAUGUGUUCUUUGGAUUGGCAGCAGCAUUUUGAUUUAGCCCUGGGAAGAAUGGUUUACAUCAACAAGAGGACUGGACUCAGCACGUUUGUGGCUCCUACUGAGGAUGUUCUGAGUGCUUGUACUAAAGACCUGACAACUGUGGCUGUGGAUGUUGUACUUGAGAAUGGGUCUCAGUACAGGUGCCAUCCUUUUAGAAGCAACCUUAUUCUUCCUUUCCUUCCAAGAGCUCGGACAGAGAGGACUGUGAUGAGACAGAACAACAGAGAUACUGUGGAUGAUGCUGUUGGUAGCAAAUCGCUUCAGUCUUUAUUCUCAGAAUGGGAUAAUCCAGUAUUUGCCCGUUAUCCAGAGGUUGCUGUUGAUGUAAGCAGUGGCCAGGCUGAGAGCUUAGCGGUUAAAAUUCACAACAUCUUGUUUCCCUAUCGUUUCACCAAAGAAAUGAUUCAUUCAAUGCAGGUUCUCCAGCAAGUUGACAACAAGUUUAUUGCCUGCUUGAUGAGCACAAAGACUGGAGAGAAUGGCAAGGCAGUGCUUCUUGCUUGUCCAGGAGGAAACCUGCUGGUCUUGGUGGAUCAACAUGCCGCGCAUGAGCGUGUCCGUUUGGAGCAGCUCAUUAUUGACUCCUAUGAAAAGCAACAGCCACAAGGCUCUGGUCGGAAAAAAUUACUGUCUUCCACUCUAAUUCCUCCACUAGAGAUAACAGUGACAGAGGAACAAAGGAGGCUCUUAAGGUGUUACCACAAAAAUCUGGAAGAUCUAGGCCUUGAAUUUAUGUUUCCGGACACUAGUGAUUCUUUGGUCCUGGUGGGAAAAGUGCCACUCUGUUUUGUAGAAAGAGAAGCCAAUGAACUUCGAAGAGGAAGGUCUACUGUGACCAAGAGUAUCGUGGAGGAGUUUAUUCGAGAACAGGUGGAGCUACUCCAGACCACAGGAGGUAUCCAAGGGACGUUGCCAUUGACUGUCCAGAAGGUAUUGGCAUCCCAAGCCUGCCAUGGGGCCAUUAAGUUCAAUGAUGGCCUGAGCCAAGAGGAGAGCUGUCAUCUUAUCAGCGCUCUGUCUUGGUGCCAGCUGCCAUUCCAGUGUGCCCACGGGAGACCCUCAAUGCUGCCACUAGCCGACAUAGACCACUUGGAGCAGGAAAAACAGAUUAAACCCAAUCUUGCUAAACUUCGUAAGAUGGUCCAAGCUUGGCAUCUCUUUGGAAAAGCAGGAUGUGAUACAAGGCAGAGCCUGCAGCAAUCCGUGCCCCCUUGUGAGCCACCAUGAGAACAGAAUUACUAAUCUGCAAGGAACCAAAGGGAUGCUGCGUGCAGAGAGCAGGACUAGCAUGUACCAGCAUGGCGUAGACUGAGUCAGCCCAGGGCACUCAAGCACCUUCAAGUUGGCCGGGCCCUUCAUGUUAGUCUUUCUUGAGCAGAUGAUCCCUCCACAGCUGAAUAGCAGCUGGAACUUGAGUUUAAAGACAAUUCAUUUAUCUGCAUCCAUGGGCUUAGGAAGUUGCCAUAUACUAUCUACCUUUUGUAACUUAUUUAAUGUUAAAAUUUAAUGAUUAAUUGUCUGAUUGGUUGGUUUGUAUUUGAGGUGUGUGGCUUUUGUUUUUGUGUAGUUCUUUCCAACAUCCAAAUCUGUGUGUGUGUGACUUUGGACAGUCUGCAUCCCCAGACCGCCCCCAGGGUUUUCCACCGGUCCCCCUUUCCCUUCUGUCUCCUGUACUUUGUGCUGCCACUACUUCACAUGCCAGAUCUCAGCCUUAGCGAGUUUCUCUGCUCUCAAGGAAAACAUUUCCUGAGGUUUUCCAUCAGUCUUUUAGUUAAAUUAUUUUAGAGAUAAAACUAUUGAUAACAAGAGCAAGGAUAGAACAGAGAAAAUUCAAAGUCCUGUUUCGGUUUUUUGUUUUGUUUAAUUGCCUCUUUCAAUACUGAGAGACUGAUGUUCACAUCUCAAACCAGCAAAAUGGUGAAAGUACUAUGAGUUUUUAAAAAUAUAUAUUUUUACGUUAUAAAGUAAUUCUUUAUGGGUGGCUGAGGCAGGUGGAUUGCUUGAGCUCACGAGUUGGAGACCAGCCUGAGCAAGAGCGAGACCCUAUCUCUAAAAAAUAGCCAGGCAUUGUGGCGGGUACCUGUAGUCCCAGCUACUUGGGAGGUUUAGGCAAGAGAAUUGCUUAAGCCCAAGAGUUGGACAUUGCUGUGAGCUUAGAUGCCACAGCAUUCUACCCAGGGUGACAAAGUGAGA